AUGGUGCCUACCCACGGUCGCCCCUUUUCUAUUUCUAUAUUUUCCUCGCUCCCCUACCUCCGUCGAUCGCGAGUGCUUUACCGCCGCUUACCUCUUACCUUAGCUAAUCCUCUUCUCUUCAUCGUGCUUCCUUCUUCUAUCGUUUCUAUUUACCUAGUCCUAAGCGCAUUAUCCGAGAACCAAUCGCCAAGUAAUCUUCGGGGGCUACUAGCCGCUUCGCCAUUUUGCGGUCUUAUACGUUCUCGACGCCGGCAGAACAAAAAAAUAGAAAGCGAGUCUAGCGAGGAUAGCAUAGGUAUCACUACUCCUAGCGACUCACUACAGGAUAAUACUGCGUUUAAGACAGAUCUCACGGACUUAGAGGACGUGCCUAACGCACGAAAACAUAAGGACCCUACUCUAGAGCUAGAUAUCUCUCGUGGUGUUAGAAGAUUAUACAAUAACCCGCUGGACGAAGGCGGAGUUGAUCUUUCGGAGAUCCCUAGGGAUUUCGAUAAAGCGCUAGGUACUAUACUAGCUAAGUGCGGAGUAGGCCGACUAAGCAAAAAUGGCGUGAGGUCGAGGAAGCGCUACGCUAGGCAUCUAACAAUAAUAUAUACCGGUUUCUACGCUAGUGUCUACUUCUUAAGCAAGGCGAAGACAAAAAACCUUCGUAUUUACUAUCAGAAGCUUAUAAAUAUUAUAAUCGACGAUAAAGAUAGCUUAGAAAUACGAAAGGGUAUGAAAUGGCUAGUUAAAGAGUUUAAUUUAGACACGCAGCCCAGAAAAAAGACGCUAGUUUAUAUUAAGGAUAUUGGCCCGUUUAAUAAAACAAUUUUAGCGACUACACCAGAAAAGCGCUAUAUUAAGUCUAUAAAGGAUCCUCGUGGGGGCCUAUCUAUCCCUAUAAUCGAGCUUACUCCUAAGGGGACCAAAAAAUUCCUUAGUCUAACCAAACUAUACGGCGAGCCCAAUUCCUAUCUUCCUCCCCUAAUUUCCAAUAAUUUCGGGACACGUAAUCAUUUACAGGCCAUCUCUAGUGAUAUGCCCGCACACGUUACUUUUCGGCAUCUUAUUUCACGCGCGAGUAUUCCGAAAUCAAGGGCUGACUUCGAAGACAUAGCUACGGAAGCUUUUCAUCAGCAAAAGCUAUAA
Messenger RNA from Penicillium pulvis, 1134 nucleotides. RefSeq lists its product as uncharacterized. NCBI's taxonomy places the organism in Eukaryota, Fungi, Ascomycota, Eurotiomycetes, Eurotiales, Aspergillaceae. Bases 1 to 1134 code for a protein of 377 amino acids. The record is from RefSeq and is a predicted model, not a curated record. The transcript has 9 exons.